AUGGCGUCCUGUGGGAGCUGCGCUAAUGAGAGAAGAGCUCUCAGCUCCUGCCCAGCCAAGAAGGGUCCGGUGGCACCCCGCCCUGCCCCGCAGAUGGUGCUCAGCCUGGCCAUGGACUCGAGAGAGGAUGGGGACAGCUGGAUGGAGGAACAGUGGGAGAAAUGGUUAACCCACGAUAUCAGUCUGAAUGAAUACGAGGAUGACGACCUGUCAGAAGUGACAGAAAUCACAGAUGAGAACGGAAUCACUCUCAGCCAGCUCGACCUCAAUUCUAAAGAUCACAUGAAUCAGCCGACCAAUGGCACGCCGAGGAGCGGCCAGAGGAGGGGGGUGCUGGAGCUGCAGACGGAGAUGCUCCACUUGGACCUGAUUGAUGCAGAGGGAGGAAUCUUGGAGGAAGAGGAGAACGAGAGGCGGCCGGUUGAUGCCGUCGAUGACAACCACAAGGAAGAGCAGGGUGCAGGGCCGCCUGUCACUCAGCCUCAGCUAAAGGAUUUCAUCCCUGACAUCACCAUGGAUACAUACCGGCCCAAGAGACCCACCACCCUGAAUCUUUUCCCCCAAGUGCCAAGGACUCAGGACACAAUAAAUAACAAUUCCUUUGGUGAGAAAGAACGGAGGAAAGAAAAGAAAACCCACUCUUCAUCACCACACAUUAAGGGAGAUCCGGCAGCCAAACCCGAGCAGGUUAGCCUGACCGAUGGGGACAAAGUUCAGGCCAAGGCGGACACCAAACCACGGGGCCCUGCCUCCUCCACGAACAAAGCCUCUGCCUUUCACACCAAGAAGAAGGACAAGUUAACGGAGUCUUUGAACAACCCCAAUCUGGUGGCACCCCUCACGCAGAAGGUCAUGAGGGAAAAAUCCACGGAAGUGACCCUGAUAGAGGGUGUCCUUGAUAUCCCAACCAUUUGUAAGGAAAAAGCCCGGUAUCACACCUUCAUUGGCUAUCGGGACCAAGAGCAGUAUCCGGCGGAGAAUGAUGGUACGUGUGACCAGCUGGUCGACAAAAACAAGGACUAUCACAUUUCAGAAGGAAAUGCAACAGAGGAGAUCCACCUCACGCCAGUCAACGGUGAACAAGAGCGUCCAUAUCUGUCCCAGAGCAGCGACAGCAACCGCAUGUCCAUUAGUUCGGACACGGAGCUUCCUCCCCCUCACUACUACCCAUCGGCGGGUUGUCCGAACCCCUCCAUUAGCGAGGAGGAUGAGGUAUACCCACCCACGCCCCCAUGUCGGACUGUCAGCCUCAGCGACGCAGGGGACGCAAGUAAGUGGGCUGAAACCCGCAAGCCUAAAGUGGCGAAGGAGGACACAGGGAACUUAAAGGCAGUGGCGGUCAGCACGGAUGCUUCAGGACUGACAUAUGACUCUGUUAAGUACACCCUAGUGGUGGAUGAACAUGCUAAGCUCGAGCUAGUGAGUAUCAAGGACUGCUACAAAGGUUAUGAAAGUGACAGUGACAAUACCGUCUACGAGUCUGCUAUUGACGAGGACGACGAGGAUCAAGAAGUGGAUGAAGAGGAGGAAGAGUCUGGAGGAAGGGACAUGAGGAGAGACACUUCCUGUUUGUCUGCAGACUCCACCACAGACACCACCUCAGACAUGCCCCGUUCCCGCAAAUUCAUGAACGUCUUCGUGAAGGGACGGUCACGUUUUUCUGGUGCUGAGUUUGGAUUCUUCUCCUGUGUUAUUAAUGGAGAGGAAAGAGAACAGAGCCACAGAGCAGUGUUCAGGUUUGUUCCUCGCCAUGAUGAUGAGCUGGAGAUGGAGGCGGACGACCCCUUAUUGGUUGAGGCGCAGGCCGAGGAUCUAUGGUGCGAGGCCUACAACAUGCGGACUGGAUCCAGAGGCAUCUUCCCUGCGUUUUAUGCUGUCAAGGUGACAAAGGAUGAACUUGUUAAAGAGGUCAAAAGUGACUGGAUGGACAAAUUCUGGGUAAAAUUCCUUGGUUCUGUUCAAGUGCCGUAUCACAAAGGGAAUGAUGUGCUUUGUGCCGCCAUGCAAAAGAUAGCAUCAAACAGACGAACAACAAUGCAGUUUAGCCCCCCUUCACCUUGCAUUCUGGAAAUCAACACAAAAGGAGUGAAAAUCAUUGUUCAAGAUGACUGUCAGACUUCUGGAAGGGGUGAGAAGUGCUUUCACUUUUUUCAGUUGAAAAACAUCUCCUUCUGUGGGUGCCAUCCGAGGAACAAGAAGUAUUUUGGAAUAAUAACGAAACAUCCAGCAUGCCAGAAAUUUGCCUGUCAUGUGUUCUUCUCAGAUGAUACAACCACGAAACUGGCUGAAUCUAUAGGGAAAGCUUUUCAGCAAUUCUACAAAGAACAUAUGGAAUAUUCCUGUCCGACAGAAGACAUCUUCCUUGAAUGAUCUUCAGUCUAUUCAUAUUUUUCCAUUAUCACAUACUAUAUGAGGUGUCGCAUGAUGGUGGUUUUGAGCCUCUUUGUAACGUGUUAUGUUGAUGAUAUAAUGUUGAUGUCUAUUUUAGACAAAUGUUAAAAUCGAAAAACUGAAAACAAAUACUUUCACAUUGUACAACUCGAGUAUUACUGACUGGUGUAAAGCCUUACUAAGUUUAAUAACAAAACGAACAAAAAAUGUUUGAUGUGACUUUUAAAAAUCAUUUGUGCGAAGUUUGGUUUUGAAUUAUUUCGAAGCACAAUGUUUGAUGCAUUAAUGAUGGAUGAAACAACAUAAGACGGAAAGGAGAUCUUAAAACAGCUGUAAGUUUUUUUUUACCUUGAAAUAUCAGUUUCAAAAUCUUCCAGAUGGCUCACUUAAUCUGAGGCAAAUGGUUUCUGUUUUUUUCCCGCGCUCCUCACAAACGCGGAUACGAAAUACCGCUAAAUGGGCGGAUUGCUUUAUUGCAGCAACAAAUGCGCGCGUACCGGUGUUGACUGUAAUUACGACAGCGAAUCUCGCUCUUUUACCAGUAGGGGGCUGCAAAGUCGCAAAAACAUUCAUAACAGUUACUUUAAAGCUAGACUGGAUAAAAUAUCAAAGUUUAUCUGAAACCAAAGCUUUACUAGGCCAAGUCCUUCUUCACUCAGAAUGGAAGUGAACCAUGUAAUUGAAUUCAGCCCAGUCUGUCCAUCUGUCCCACUUUGCGAAACCCCAGGUUAAAAACCACUCUCCAACAUUUCUCACAUCAUUUUGAAAGGAUGGUAAGCACCACUUUGAAACCUAAGGUUAUGAAAGCGUGAUCCAGAGCAUUGCUGUGCCACAAUUUCAAGUGUUGUAUGUUAAAUAGGGUAGUCUAAUUGCUGCUGUUUAUCUUCAGUCAGUUGCGCACUACAAAGUCUCACAAAUACAAUAUGGCAUCCAUGCUCCGUUUGGUUCUCAAAUUUAAUGUUUAUGUGUGCUUAUAUUCCCGUAUGCUGCUCUGUCAAACAGAGAGUAGUCUGGGUUUGUUAGCAUUCACCUUCAAUCUCAGUAUCCCUGACGUAUGUAGCUGUGAAAACCAAAUAAUUUUCUUUUCUUUUUACAUAUUAUAUAAGAUAUCUUAUUUAUAAUUAUACUGAAAUGGAAAAAUCAUAAAAUAUAUUACUCUGGCACUUGAAAAUAUAUACAGAUAGGACACUAUGGUGCUGAGGAAUACAGCUGUCUGGUUAUAAAAAAAAGUUGUGCUUUCUCAAUUUAAAAAAAAAAAAAAAAAGAAAAGAAAAAGGUUUUAAAGCCUAGGCCUAAAAUUUACCCAUCUUCACCAGUCCUUUCAAAAUGGCACAUCCUCACAGCAUGUGCUUACCUAAUAUGCAAUAUUCACUAAACAAGUUUUCAUCGUUUUCAUUGAAUAGAUCAACAGGCCAUAUGGUUUUAGUUUAAUGAUGUUUUGCUUGGUAAGGCCAUUUUGUAAGGUGGUAUUCAGUUAAUAGGACCAUUUGUGUGUGCAAAAAAUAUGUGCGAACCGAUCCUACAAAAUCACAAGUUGUGCCUAUUUCAUGUAUCACUGUACAUUAUUUAUUUAUUUUUUAUUUUUUUGAAUGAUCAUAUGUCUUCUGUGGAACCCAUAAAGUUAAACCCUAUUUGUAAAUAUAUUGUCCUGGUGUGUAAUUAUUAAAAGUGAGUGUGUGUGUGUG
Messenger RNA from Carassius auratus (goldfish), 4076 nucleotides. RefSeq names its product C-Jun-amino-terminal kinase-interacting protein 1-like. NCBI's taxonomy places the organism in Eukaryota, Metazoa, Chordata, Actinopteri, Cypriniformes, Cyprinidae. The record is from RefSeq and is a predicted model, not a curated record. Gene Ontology annotation, cellular component: cytoplasm. Gene Ontology annotation, molecular function: MAP kinase scaffold activity; JUN kinase binding. Gene Ontology annotation, biological process: regulation of JNK cascade; JNK cascade. Bases 1 to 2370 code for a protein of 789 amino acids. The transcript has 13 exons.